This is a messenger RNA of Rhagoletis pomonella (apple maggot), 1468 nucleotides long. RefSeq names its product wiskott-Aldrich syndrome protein family member 2-like. The transcript is spliced from 5 exons. Bases 332 to 1159 code for a protein of 275 amino acids. Gene Ontology annotation, biological process: positive regulation of DNA-templated transcription. NCBI's taxonomy places the organism in Eukaryota, Metazoa, Arthropoda, Insecta, Diptera, Tephritidae. The record is from RefSeq and is a predicted model, not a curated record. Gene Ontology annotation, cellular component: nuclear body.
GUGUGUAGUGGUUAAUAUGUAUACGUUGCCAUCUCCGUACAGCUCACUUCACCUCGCCUAGCUCGCUCGCGUGCGCGCAGCUUGCCCGCGACGUCGACUGCGUGCACCUCUGCUGCGCAUCCCUACCUUAUACUAUUUUCAGACAGGCAGUUAAUCGAGCAAUUAUCCAAGCUUUCUCAAUUAAUGCACUAAUUAAGAUCGAUUUGCCAUACAAAAUUUCAAUUAUUAAUUGCUCGAUUGGUAAUUAAUUGAAUGUUUAAUCUAGUAAAAACUCCAAUGCAACUCUGUUAGCAAACAUCAAAAACCAAAAAAAUUGUAUUUCAACUGCAGGAUGCAGAACAAUCUGAAUGUUCGAUUAGCUCCAAAACCAAGAAAGAGGAGACUGGCUUGGGCUGAGGAUGGCGAAGUGGCCAUUCUUGAUUUGUGGGAAGAGCGCGUUGCUGAUCUCCGCGGUGCACGGAAGAAUGGCCACAUCUACGCGGAGAUGGCGAACGAGCUGGCAAAGUUGGGCCACAACUACAGCGCCCGGGAUGUGCAGGUGAAGUUGGCGAACUUCACGCAACGCUACAGAAAAGAGAAAUUGGCUAUGGGACCUUCUGGUGGAUCACCCUCAACGUGGCCUUUAUACGCAAGGGUGCACCAGAUAAUCGGUGGAUUUAAGGCCAAUAUGUUUUGCGAGCUGACGCUUGAAAACAUCAGCGAAUCCGAUAUAGCAUCCCAGCCAUCACCACUGACCCCAAUAUUGCCGUCAUCACUCAGCCCAACAUUUUCCUCACCACUGGCAUCACCUCUUCCUGCUGUGCCAACCACACCGCUGCCUACACCGUCACCGCCGCUGUCAUCACCUCUCACUCCUCUGCCAACCACACCGCUCCCCACACCGUCACCGCCGCUAUCAUCGCCGUCGUCACCAAUGCCUAGCAGCUCAGCUUCUGCGGUUGAGCCUAAAAGAAGGAAAGUAAUCGGCACUUUACAAAAGAAAGUAUUAGAUAAAUUUGAUGGGUUGUCAGCGGAGAUAAGCCAACAUAUACGGAGGAGUGAGGAAAAUGAAAAAGAGUGGAUGAAGAUAGAGAAAGACAAAGCUGACACACUGAGGGAGAUAGCGAAUGAUAACAAAGAAUUAAAAGUUGGCAUUUUAUCAUUUUUAAAUAGAAAUUAAUAACACUGUACAGCACUCGGCUGGGUAUUGGACCAAACCAACUUUUUUAAAGAGAUUGAGCCAUAAGUAAAAAAAAGUUAGUUCUCCGUUUUAUUAUAUAUUCCGUUUCAUCCGUUUUAUUAUAUAUUACAGGUGCUAUAACGGGUCAAAGUCAGAUGUUCGAAAAAUGAAAAACUUAAUAUUUCAGACAAUUUUGAACCGAUUUUAAAAGGAUUCACACCGUUGUAAAAGUUAUUAAAUCCGCUUUCUUUCGAUAUGCAUAUUUGUAUACUUCGUAUAUAAAAUUUUUAGAAAAAACACAUUUAAAUG